Messenger RNA from Haliaeetus leucocephalus (bald eagle), 465 nucleotides. Its product is annotated as transmembrane protein 238-like. The record is from RefSeq and is a predicted model, not a curated record. The transcript has 2 exons. NCBI's taxonomy places the organism in Eukaryota, Metazoa, Chordata, Aves, Accipitriformes, Accipitridae. The coding region runs from base 1 to 465 and encodes 154 amino acids.
AUGGCGGCCCCCGGCGGGCUGGGCCGCUGCGUGGCCGCCUUCUGGCUGGCGCUGGCCUUCGACGCGCUGGGCCUGGCGGUGCUGCUGGCCGGCGUGUUCGCCGACGUGUUCUUCUCCGACCUGCUCAUCUACGCGGGCGGCAUCGGCAUCUUCCUCAGCCUCGUCUGGUGGGUGUUCUGGUACGCGGGCAACCUGGAGGUGCCGCCGGAGGAGCUGCGCGACGACGUGGGGCUGGCGCCGCCCAAGGGUCGCGGGGACAGCCUGCUGCGGGGGCUGGUGCACGGCCUCAGCCUCCGCCUCUCCUCCGCCUUCGCCCCCUCGCCGCGCCCCCGCGCCGCCGCCGACCUGGAGCUCCAACCUAGCCCACACAGAGAGGAUGAAGAUACCCAGAAAUCUUGCUCUAACGCCCUGCGCCUCCGCUCCAGCCAAUGCCCAGUUGCUUCCCGAGGUCGAAUUCUGGUUUAG